UUUACUUUGUUUUCAGAACUUAAAGGUCCUCAUCAUUUGGUGUGAAGACAAUGGCUGGAGGACCAUAUAGCUAUUCAUAUAUAUUUAAAUACAUCAUCAUUGGAGACAUGGGAGUUGGGAAAUCAUGUCUCCUCCAUCAAUUCACAGAAAAGAAAUUCAUGGCAGACUGCCCCCACACAAUUGGAGUGGAGUUUGGAACAAGAGUUAUUGAGGUGUCGGGUCAGAAGAUCAAGUUGCAGAUAUGGGAUACAGCUGGUCAGGAACGCUUUCGUGCUGUGACUCGAUCUUACUACAGAGGAGCUGCUGGAGCCCUCAUGGUCUAUGAUAUCACCAGGCGAGCAACCUACAAUCACCUCAGCAGCUGGCUCACAGAUGCCCGGAGUUUGACCAACCCCAAUACGGUUAUAUUCCUAAUUGGUAACAAGUCUGACCUGGAAGCCCAGCGAGAUGUUACAUAUGAAGAAGCAAAGGAGUUUGCAGAGGAGAAUGGGCUUCUUUUUAUGGAAGCUAGUGCCAAGACUGGGGAAAAUGUGGAAGAAGCCUUCCUGGAAACAGCCAAGAAGAUCCAUCAGAAUAUUGAGAAUGGUUUGGAGGUAAUCCCAAGUGAAUCAACGACUGUCAAGCCUCCAGGGUCUGGUGGUACUAUGCAACCUAGCAAUGCUUCCAAUUGUGCCUGUUAGUGACUGGAACUGUGUGAGGCCAUCCAUCAUCUUGUCUGGUUUCCUGCUACAAUUUGAUAAAUUAAAAGAGUAAGAAGACCACAUUUCAGUGCUGGGACCCCAUGAACCAUUGAUAUAACCAAGGAAACUUGGUGCAAACAGUGUCUGGUGUCAGCUGUGAUAUCCAUUGGCUCCACAGUGAUAGGUAGGUGAAUGCCACCAAUGUGUAUGUUUGUUAUGUUAUCAGCGAGUUGAGAGGGUGACCUCAGAGGAGCCAGAUUGUCCCUUGAAAGAGUGGAAAACUUGUGUCAUUACCACUAGGCAUGUUUAAACUGAGGU
Messenger RNA from Darwinula stevensoni, 998 nucleotides. The record is from the annotation of a GenBank genome assembly. NCBI's taxonomy places the organism in Eukaryota, Metazoa, Arthropoda, Ostracoda, Podocopida, Darwinulidae.